Neurospora tetraspora is the source of this 561-nucleotide messenger RNA. RefSeq lists its product as uncharacterized. NCBI's taxonomy places the organism in Eukaryota, Fungi, Ascomycota, Sordariomycetes, Sordariales, Sordariaceae. The transcript has 2 exons. The record is from RefSeq and is a predicted model, not a curated record. Bases 199 to 561 code for a protein of 120 amino acids.
CCUCAAUGUCUCAUCGGAAACUUAACACCACCCAAGGUACGCUACCUAUCUGUCAGUCGCUUUGUCGACGACAAAUUCUGUGGGAGAUGUCGCUGACCAACACUCCAUCAGGCCGACAUUUGUACCAAGUCUUUGAGUUUCUUUCUCUGCCUUCGCCUCUCACCCACUUGAACGAAACCACAGCCAUCUCCACGCACAAUGUCGAACUCUGAACACUUUCGUCUUCCCAUGUCACGGAGACAGAUGAACGCCACCGAUGCAUCUGUUGUAUCGAUCACGGACUCGUUGAGAGACGCUGUCCUCACCAACCUAUCAUUAGAACAGCGCCUCGAACAACAAGCGUCGACUUACCGAAGCCCCGAGGAAUUCCUUAUGCGAAUGCUCUCAAUAAAAUCGGUUGUGUCCACAACCUCAUCCUUUGCCGCCACUCAAGAAGCGGCUGUACAGUCCCCGCAGCAGAUCGGUCUCAAAUCCCUCGAUAUGUUUGGUGUCCCUUAUUCAGAUGAGAAUCUACGUUCUGGCGGCGAACUCACCAAGGCAAACAUCGAACAACCACCUUGA